This is a messenger RNA of Schistosoma rodhaini, 2241 nucleotides long. Lineage: Eukaryota; Metazoa; Platyhelminthes; Trematoda; Strigeidida; Schistosomatidae. The record is from the annotation of a GenBank genome assembly.
AAAGAAUAGUAUGUAAUGGGAGAUGCAGUUCAGUUGGAUAACAGCCCGAAAUGAUUUUCUCAGUCAAGAGAGUUCCUUUCAUUUUUAUUGGACAAUGUAAUAGAAAACGAUAGCAGGAUCUCCAGUGGCUCCUAUUAUGAGCUGUUUCUGAUAACGUCAGAAGUUGUCGAGUUGUACUGUUUCUGAGAGCCCAACUAGAGGUAGUCGUGAUGGACCACCAGCAACUAGGAGAGUUUUUCCAAGUUAUAAUAGAUUCUAUCAAUUCUUCCAAUUCAAAUGGGAGUUUGGAAGGUUCUCCAAAAAUCUGUGAAACCGACACAAUAAUUCCUGAAACAAAAAAUCUCAGUACAUUUACCACAUUUUACCACUCCGGCGCUUUGCUUCUAAACAACGAAGGAGUUGUUGUAACCGGUUUGUUAGCAACUUUGAAUUCUAUAGACUUCUGCUUCAUACUGAAAGAUAAUCUGUCUUACAUGGAUAAACCGUUACACGUAAUACCGUACCACGUAUAUUUACAGGCUAACUUGAAUAGACUUGAAAAGUUAUAUUCAGUGGUAAAUUUAUGUCGUCCAACAGAUUUAUCGUCUUCAAUCGACCAGAAGAAUUUUUUAGAAGAUUUAUGCAACGUACUGAAGAAACGAAUUAAUCGACAAAAUGCAGUAAAUCAAAGAUUAAACAAUGAAAUUACAAAUCUUUCCAAGCAGAUGGAAUCCAUGAAACUUGAAAAUCGGAGUUUGUAUAUCACUGUAGCACAACUGAAAAAGGACCAAGUUGGUUUGAAUACUAUACAUUCAGAAAGUAUGGAAACAGUUAGUCGCAUAAAUCAAUUGGAGUCUGAAUUAAAACAUUACCAAAAGACAAACGAAAAAAAUUCUGAACUUGUUGAAUCAAUUCGUAGUCAUUUAAAUGAAUCAAAUAAACGAUGUAAUCAAUUAACCCGAUAUUUAUCUGAUUCCCAGUCCUCACUUGAACAUAAACAAACUAUAAUUAAACAAUUAGAAGCCAAAUGUAAAGGAAUGACAAAUGUCAUUGAACAGAUGAAUGAGAGAAUAGCUAAGCUUGCCAAUGAAAAGGUUUCACAGGAACGAGAUUUAUAUAAACUACGUGAAGAGUUGUCAAACGCAGACACAAGAUCUGUUGAGCAGUUAAAAGUGAUUGAAAAUCAAACUAGUCACAUCGAAAGAUUAGAAACUGAAUUGAAUCAGCAAACAAUCGAGUUGGAUAAUUCGAAAAUGGCUUCCGAUCAGCUAAUUUUGUGUAAAUUAGAAGUUGAGGAGUUGGAUAAACAACUUAAAGUCUGGCGCAAACGGUGUGAAGAACAGGAGUGUAGUUUAUCCGAAAUGGCUGCUGUUGUGAAUUCGAGUAAGCUUGAAGCUGAAAGUUUGCGUGAGUCACAUAGUGCAUUCAGUGAUGCUCAAUGGGCAAAUGAUUCUGAAAAUCCAAACUGUUUUCUUUGUCAGAGUCCGUUCAAUGUUAGUCGUCGUCGGGUAUGUUGUUUCUGUAUGUAUAAUAAUUAGACUUCUCAUUUAUUCAUUUUGAAAGCCUAUCAUAAGAAACAGUUAUUUCUAAUAUCUCUUCUUGUUGUUGGACAAGUUAUAGAAUAGUUACAUACUGGUUUACUGUACAAAUUAUAAGAAUUUUUGAGCACCACUGCCGAAAUUGCGGCCUGAUAUUUUGUCACGAAUGUUCAUCCAGGAAAAUGAUUCUACCAAGUUCUGCCAAACCUGUACGAGUAUGUGAUACAUGCCAUGGAUUACUUUUACAUCGCUAUAAUGCUAAAUAAACCAUAAGAAAUAACUUUCAUUUAUAACAGAUUGCCAUUUCAUACAGUCGUUUUAACAAUACACUUUUCAAGUAAAUAACUAAAAAACAUACUUUUUUAGGUCUGAGCAUAAUAAACCAGUGUGAUAUAUUAGACUAAUGACUUUUAUGUUCAUUAUGUUUUGUCAUUUUCGUUUCCAAUUCCAUCAUCAGUUUUUCUUUUCACACAUUUCUCGAUUUUUUGGUGUAAUUUGACUAUUGUAUGUAUUUUGCCGUAUAGUUUAUUCUAUUUCGUUCAUUAAUUUUUAAUUCUUUUAAAUAGAUGAAAUCGUAAACUUAGAUUUUUUACUACUCCUAUGCUUCAUUAGUUUUUUUUAAACCCAUCUUAGUCAUUUCACCUUGCAUACUAUUUUGAUGUGAAAUAAUUUUCGAGUAUAAUUUUCCCUCCAUCACCCUAUUUAGAACAAGUUAAUGGUGGUC